AAAUUUUAGUCAACGAAAGUAUCCAGUAGAGGCAGCUAUGGGUCUGUACAGUGUUCYGUGUGUUGUUCGAUUGAAACGUCUAUAACAACACGUAUAACUUGCGCUGGGGUCAUCUAAUCGAUUAGGACAUCCUGCUACUAUUUAAUACUUGAAAUCGAGUUUUCUUAAGCGGCGUUGACACCAUGCUAAACGUAMUGACUGCUGUGGUCAGUUUCACUCAGUACAAUGACACCGUUUCACCUACGUCCUCGCCGGAGAACACUUCGGCAUUCCCAACCUGGCAACCCGAUUCUGCAUCCAACAUCAGCAGGCCUCACAAAUGUCUGCAGCUGCUGUAUGAGGAUGCUGGAGACUCCAGGGUGCGUUUCUGGGACAUUUUACUGCUGGUGCCAAAUGUAGCCUUCUUUGUGUUCCUGAUGUGGAAGCUGCCCUCAGCCAGGGCAAAGAUUCGACUCACUUCCAGCCCCAUUUUUGUCACCUUCUACUUGCUGGUUUUUGUCGUCGCAGGAGUUGGAAUCACCCGAGCAAUUGUGUCUAUGACUGUCAGCGCAUCCAGCGCUGCAACCAUCGUGGACAAAGUGCUGUGGGAAAUCACCCGUUUCUUCUUGCUAGCUAUCGAGCUCAGUGUUAUCAUCUUGGGCCUGGCUUUUGGUCACUUAGAGAGCAAAUCCAGCAUAAAACGUGUGUUAGCUAUAACUGCUGUGUUGGCUCUGGGAUACUCCAUCACACAGGGCACGUUGGAGAUCCUGUACCCAGACAGUCACCUGUCCGCUGAGGACUUCAACAUCUAUGGUCACGGAGGACGACAUUUCUGGUUGGCCAGCUCCUCUUURUUUUUCCUGGUGUACUCUAUGAUUGUUAUCCUGCCUAAAACUCCGGUGAGGGAGAGGAUAUCUCUGCCUUCUAAAAGGAGUUUCUAUGUGUACUCCGCCAUCCUGUCUUUACUCAACUUGGUUCAGGGUUUGGGCAGUGCUCUGCUGUGUGCUGGAAUCAUAGAAGGACUCUGUUGUGUGGACGUCACCACUUUCCUCUACUUUUCUGCCUUUGCUCCACUCAUUUAUGUCACAUUCCUCAAAGGCUUCUUUGGUUCAGAGCCCAAGAUCCUGUUCUCCUAUAAGUCUCAGGUGGACGAGCCAGAUGAAAGCGACGUCCACCUUCCUCCAACGAUUGCUGCAGCUCUUGGCCGCAGGGACCUCACAGACCAGGGCCUUUACUACUCUUCCACUCAGAUCGAUGGCUCUGGUCCCAGCAGCUCCCGUAUGGUUGGGGCUUACUUGGAUGACGUCGUAUCGGGACCCUACGGGUCCAACAGCGUUGAGGCUGACCGCUGGAGACCUAUCAAUGUCUGAGACAGUGGAUAAACAAGAAUUCAGCUGCACUUCAAAUGUGCAAAUGUGCUGCGUUGAUCAAGAGGCGGAUCAUAGAGGUUGACCAAAGAAACAUGGCAGYUGCAGCUGGUUGGACACAGUGGAAGUGUAAUCCUGGUCUUUUUUGAUGCCAGAAAAACUUAACAAAUGGACACUUGAGAGCAGAUCUUUCCUCACAUUGAUCAGAAGGACAGKGAUUAGUGGUGCCAUAGUGUGCUGCUGCCGUCACUUCACACGAGGAGCGCUUCCUCCUCUGUGAGCCUGACAGUUAUCAUUGAUCUUUGUUUCUGCAGACUCUUAAAUGUGAAUGCUUUCCGCUCUGACUCAGCGCAUUUUCUGUAACUUCAGCACUAAAAAAAUCAGCUGCUCAUUGUUUUAAAUGUUGACAUUUGUUUGAUUAAUUGAAUCUUUUUGAUUUAAAACUUUGAUGCAUUCCCACUUAGAGCAUAAAGGAACAUUUUUUUAUGAACUGCCUCUUAAUAGAUUCACGACAGUUGGUUAAUCAUCCGUUUAGGUUUGUUAUCUGAAGUAGCUGCCAUGUCUGUUGACACGUGGACAAAGUGUUAAAUGUGUCACCAUAACAGUAUCUCCUAAAUAUAUUGUAUGAAAAGCUCAAAGUGUUUGAGACAGCCUAACAGUUCCUAAACUAUUGAAAACGCUGGUUUUGCUGUUUAUAUUUUGUUUCUUUCUUUCAACCUUUUUUAUCUAAGAUGAAGUGUGCAAUCCCUUCUGGUAACUUCAGAUUCUGUAAGGAAGUAAUUCAGUAAAUUUAGAAACCAUUCCAGUUCAAACACGCUUCCUUUUUUUUUUUUUUUUAUAGCAGCACAUCUUCAGUUCAGUUCUCUCAGUAACAACUCCCUGGUGCAGUUUGCUUCUUUUUUUUGAUGAAUACAAGGGCUGAAAUAAGACCUGAUAGUUACUGUUUUAUAGUAUUUAAAAUAAUGUUAAUACAUUUUUAAAUAUAUUUAGGAAUUAUGACUUUAUUUGAUCAAAGAAAUGUUCAGACAUGAGUAUUUUUAAAGUGUGAUGAUUGGAUCAAAGAGGAAAAAGAUGUCAAAAAUAAUUUGGAGCUUUAAACUUUCACUACUUAUUUAUCUCAUAAAAUCACUAUUUGUGGAAAUUUAACUUUUUUUUUUCCUGUCAGUGACCUUUAAUUCGUUUUUUUUUUUCCCCAAAUUCAGUGUUUGUUAAUGACUUGCUUGUUAAAUCCUGAAGUUUUGCUAGGUUAUAGUGGACUUUAUGCAAAAAAUUGGAUUCAAUUUUUUUUAUUAAAAGGCCACAACACAGUACAGAAGAUGUUUUCAAGCAAAUAAAGUAUCUGUGUGAUUUGUAUGCAUUUUUGAGUGUUGGAUAAUGCUGAGAUUUUGUUUUCUGACUUCACAAGGUGCAUCACUGUGGAUUUUCAUUAUCCUCAUAUGCAAAAUCGUUCAUGGUUAAAUGUUCAUUCCAAAUYGUGUUCAAAUGAAUUUUGACCAUUCCAUGAGUAUAAAAUAAACUGUGGACUCUGA
Molecule: messenger RNA, 2875 nt
Organism: Austrofundulus limnaeus
Lineage: Eukaryota; Metazoa; Chordata; Actinopteri; Cyprinodontiformes; Rivulidae
Gene: tpra1
Product: transmembrane protein, adipocyte asscociated 1
Exons: 11
Coding region: 183-1349 (388 amino acids)
Biological process (GO): G protein-coupled receptor signaling pathway
Cellular component (GO): plasma membrane
Molecular function (GO): G protein-coupled receptor activity
Source: RefSeq, a predicted model, not a curated record